UUCUAAUAACUGUGCUCCUACUUAGGAUUUAAGUUUCUCACAAGAAAAACAAAAAACAAAAAAGAUAAAACCUGAUAAAACGAAAACAAAAAUUCUUUAUCAAAAUCCUUUGAAUAUCUUUCUCUAGUUUUUACGAUCUGAUUGAUCGAAGUCGUCGAUCCAAUCGAAGCAUGGGACGAAUUGUCGGUGGCAAAUACAAGCUUGGCCGUAAGAUCGGUGGUGGAUACUUUAGUGAAAUUUAUCACGCUACGCAUAUUGACACGUCUGAGAUCGUCGCUGUUAAGAUCGAGAACAAUAAAACAAGGCAACUGCAACUGCUUUACGAAGCGAAAUUGUACAAGAUUCUUCAAGAAGGAAGUGGAAUUCCGAUCAUAAAAUGGUCAGGUGUUGACAGGGAAGAUAAUCUACUUGUUCUCGAUUUACUCGGACCGAGUCUGGAAGAUCUUUUGGUGUACUGUUCCAGGAAGUUUACGCUGAAAACUGUCUUAAUGUUGGCUGAUCAAAUGGUGGUCACUUGGCUAUGUACUUUUAUAUUUUCUAAGUGGAAGCCUUCAUGGCAAGAUUUCAAAGCUGCCAUAAAGAAGCAGAAAUAUGAUCAAACACGUGAGAAGUUGUCCACUCUUAUUGAGGAUCUGUGUAAGCCCCAUCCUGUGGAGUUCACAUCAUACUUUCAUUAUUGCCAUUCCUUGACAUAUGAUCAACGUCCUGAUUAUGGAUUCUUGAAGCGUCUGUUCCGUAAUUUAUUUGUUCGUGAAGGUUAUAAGUUUGACUUCAUAUAUGACUGGACGAUCAACAAGUACCAGCAGGCCCCAAAAAUUAGAUCUCAGCCCCGAUUAUCUCCACUUGCUGGAGGUAGCUGCUGUGAUCAAUUACCAGUGGGUGUGGAUAGUCAUCAAGUGAUGACAGUUGGCAAUGGAACGAAGGAAGCUGGUGAAGGAUCGAGCAAGCCAGUUAACCAGGAGGGCGAGGUAAAGGAAGUACGGGUGGCAGGUUCUAGAAAGAAUGAAGAAGAUCGCAUGAUUGGCAAAGCCGUUAGCAUUGGGAAUGGAGAUAUGUGAGGUGGCAAGAAAUGAGCUGGAACCGUUAGAAUUAUGAUGAUUAGUGAUGAUAAAACUCUUGUACUUCAAUACUUAAUAAUUGGUGUGCAUAUAUAUAUAUAUAUAUAUGAUUUUAUUGU
Messenger RNA from Durio zibethinus, 1177 nucleotides. The record is from RefSeq and is a predicted model, not a curated record. Lineage: Eukaryota; Viridiplantae; Streptophyta; Magnoliopsida; Malvales; Malvaceae.